AUACUUGAGGAUUGAGCUCGGCUCUCCAAUUCCAUCCAACAGCUGCUGCAAACAUCCCUUGCCCUUCUCUGUCUCACUCCCCAAAUAUCAUCAUUGACCACCACUCAGAUUAAAUAAAAGCCCUCCCAACUCACAAGCAGCUUAUUCCAUCAACAACUUACCCAGAGAAAAAGAUAGAUAGAUUUAUACAAUCCCAAAGAUGUCCAACGCCAUCUCUUCUCCAUCGGCCCUCUUUACCACUCAAGCCUAUUCCACCCACAUCCAACUCCUUUCCAUUGCCCGUCUAGGACUCGGUCUGGGCGCAUUCAUCGCCCCCGCCCUGUUCACUCAAAAUAUCUUUGGAUUCACCAAGACUCGGGAUGUGACCAGUAACAACAACAGCUCUAGCCCAUCUGCUGGGAGUGCCGAGGAACUCUCGAUCGCUGUCCGUCUUUUCGGCGCACGGGACAUUGGACUCGGCCUACUCUUGCGAGACUCGGCAUCAGCGGUGGUCGAACGAGGACUCCAGAUGGGCUGUUUGGCGGAUAUCUUGAGUGUCUGCGGCGCUGGAUUCGGAUUUAUCGAGGGAACCUUGAGUCAAGAAGUGGCUACUGGAGUCGGUCUCGUCGGCUUAGUCUUGGCUGGAUUCCAGGCUUACAUCUUAAACAAGUGAUCACCCCUACCUCAUUUUUUUUAAAAUGAAAAAUAGCAGUAGAACCUCUUCAGCAUUUUGUAAUUCAACCCAAAUAAUCCAAAACUUAAAACCAAAAACUAAAAAUUACUUCUGAAAAGUAUAGUUAAUUGUAUCUUGUGUUGAAUUUUGCUUGGCUCGCUGAGCAAUAUUUAAAAAGAUGGUUUGUCCAUCUCUCG
Molecule: messenger RNA, 849 nt
Organism: Puccinia graminis f. sp. tritici CRL 75-36-700-3
Lineage: Eukaryota; Fungi; Basidiomycota; Pucciniomycetes; Pucciniales; Pucciniaceae
Exons: 4
Coding region: 200-652 (150 amino acids)
Source: RefSeq, a predicted model, not a curated record